Penaeus vannamei (Pacific white shrimp) is the source of this 2257-nucleotide messenger RNA. The record is from RefSeq and is a predicted model, not a curated record. NCBI's taxonomy places the organism in Eukaryota, Metazoa, Arthropoda, Malacostraca, Decapoda, Penaeidae.
GCGGCUCGUUUGUUUACAUCCUCCCCCCGCGCGGCGCCAAGUUCAAAGCGAUGGCUGGUUCAAGAUCCGCUUAUAUCACGUAGCGAGAGAGGAUUUUUCUCCUGGAUCUAAUAUACGAUAAGAGAGAGAUCCUCAAUAACAAGAAGAACGAUGCGGCCCUGUUGGAAAUGAAGAACAAGGCGUGGGAGUAAAUCGCCGACGCCUUCAACUGCGCUGGUCUUGGCCAAAGGCGAACCACCAAGCAGCUGAAGAGGAUCUGGGAGUAUAACAGGUGCAGAGCCAAGAAAAUGCGUAGCAGCUACCAGCAUGAACUCUCUAGAAUUGGUGGAGAGGCUCUACCGCCAGUCACUGAUCUGGUCUUGACAAAGGUUAUGAAGAUCAUGAGAUCUGAACUAGAUGAUGUCCCAGUUAGCAAGUUUGAUUGUGAUGCUGUUCGUGUAGCUACAACUGCAUCACCCUCCGUUCCUGAGGUACCAGCAGUUGCCAGAAAUCCAGAUCAGGCAUCUAAAGUGACUAAUCUGGAAGGAGAGUGUAUCACUCUAGAUGAACUAGGUCAAGAGAGUCAUUGGGAGACGGUGGACACAACAGUCACAUCUGGCCUAGAAUCCUCUAGACCCGGUUCCAGAACCAGCAGCACUCCUGAACCUCCUGUACCUUCUCCUCAUGCAAAUGACCAUAAUGCUGCUACACCAACCUCCAUAGGAAGAAAGAGACGGAGGCUUAGUAAGUUUACAAAGGAAUACUGCUAUAAUCAGACGCUGCAAUAUCAAGAGGAACAACACAAGGCUAUGAUGAAAUAUGAAGAGGGUCGCUUGUGUAUUCAAGAAUUGGAACUUCAAACUGCAGAGGAAAAACUGAAAAAAAUUAGAGAAAAGAGGGAAAGCUACCAAGACCUGAGGAUGACAAUGGCAGAAGGAAUGCACGCUGCUCUUGGGGAAGAAUCUAACACCGAAGCCCCCACAGUAGGCACAGAGAGAGGGGAUUGUACUCGGAAGAAUAGGCAGCCGGUGCGAGACAGAGCUGAGGGUGUCUCCAGCCCCAUCUCUCCCCGCCAUCGAUCCACCAAUAACCAGGCAGCCUUCACACCAUCGAGACUAAGAGCUGAAGAAGACCAAGCACAAGAGAGAUAUUCACAUCUUACUGAACACAGCAAGCACCAGACUCUGAUCCUAAAGGGCCUGCAAGAAGAUGCAACCUUUGCCGAUGUGACGCUAACUGCCGAGGGACAGUCAUUAAAGGCGCACAAGGCAGUGUUGUCAGUCAUGAGCCCCUACUUCAGAGGUGUGCUGCAGAACAACCCAAGUCCUCACCCCAUCAUCAUCAUGCCUUUGGACAUGAGGUUUGAGGAUCUCAAAGGAAUUAUUGAUUAUAUUUAUAUGGGUGAGAUCACCGUACCAUCAGAGAAUCUGUCCUCACUGUUUUUCGCUGCUAAAGUCCUUCAGAUUACUGGCUUAUCCCCAGUUUGUACCAAAGGUGUAAGGGCACGUGAUGCACAAUUAUCUUGUAAUGAACAUUUAACACAUAAAUAUACAGGUGACACACCCAUACCAACUAGAACCAAUCUUCAUGAUGGUGUAAGGAUACGUACAAGCAGAAAUGAAGAUAUUGAUGAGCAACAGUCGUCUGAUACAUUCCAAAAGAACACAGGAUCCUCUGCCACUCAGAAUCCGUCACAGCUGGAACAUUUGCGUGAAAGAGCAAGCAGUUCAUUGCCUGUUGUGGAGGCUGUUGACCCAUUAGAUAUUAGUGACCAGGAGAAACCAGAGGAUUGGGUUUCAGUUGAUCAAGCGGAUAUUAUUGAUCAGGAGGAACCACAAGAUUUGGCUUCAUUUGAACAGACAGUUAUUUGUGACCAUAAGAAAAAAGAAGAUUCAGCUUCAGUUGAACAAACAGAAUACGAAGCUGAUCAUCCAAUGUCUUCAUUUAGUGGAACUAUUUCAAGUGGCAAAGAUGAUGCAUAUUUAGAAAAUGAUAGAGAUGAAUUAGACGACUCUCGGCUGCAUCAUCAAGGUCUUCAUUAUCAUCAGUCUCCAAGCACACAUGAAGUGAAGUAUGAGGCAAUGGAUAUUAAAGAAGAACCCAUUGAUUAAAAGACCAAGAAAGGAAAGAAGAGAUUGUUCCUGUUUUUCAAAUAUUUUCUUUAUCUUGUAUGAUAGAUGUGUAUGUUUGAUCUUGUUUACAUAUUGAUUAAUAGUAUUGAAAUAUGCAUUUGGAUUGCUGUGCAUUUUAUGAUCUUUAUUUAUUUGGAAUGUGUAAA